CGGUAAGUAAUCGACGAGAAAGGAAGUUAUGUCCAACUCCACGGAUAUAUACAAAGACAGGUUUUAGACGUUGAAACGGCAUGCAAUUGUGGAAAUUCAGCAACUGGGUCUCUCUUUUCUUUCUGGGUUUCGGUCUCUUCUUCUACUAUUUCACAUACACAUCUCCUCCUUCUUACCAAAUGGCUGAAGAAACUUCCAAAUCCAUUUAUGAUUUCACUGUCAAGGAUGUUCGUGGAAAUGAUGUAAGCCUGAGUGAAUACAGUGGGAAGGUUCUUCUGUUAGUGAAUGUUGCUUCAAAAUGUGGUUUUACAAAAUCAAACUAUGAGGAAUUGAAUGUUCUAUAUGAGAAGUACAAAAACAAAGGUUUCGAGAUUUUGGCAUUUCCUUGCAACCAGUUUGGUGGGCAAGAACCAGAAAACAAUGAGAAGAUUCAGGAAUUUGUGUGCACUCGGUUUAAAGCUGAAUUCCCAAUCUUUGAUAAGAUUGAGGUUAAUGGGAAGAAUGCAGCUCCCCUUUACAAGUUCCUCAAGUCACAGAAAGGAGGAAUCUUUGGAGAUGGAAUCAAAUGGAACUUCACCAAGUUUUUAGUGAACAAAGAGGGGAAGGUUGUGGAGCGCUAUGCUCCGAUUACUUCACCUCUUAAAAUUGAGAAAGACAUUCAAAAUCUGUUGGAAUCAUCCUGAGCUAGGUUUGUGUGUUUGAUUCUGCAGAAAGACAUUAUAAACAAAAUUUACGUUUUUGGUGUUUGAUUUCAAAAUGGGUAGACAUUAUUAUAGUUUUGAAGGUAUAAAUAAAUGCUUUUAUGCGUUGACCUGGGUGUAUGAAUAAUGUUUCAGAUGAAAGUUAAAGUGACAGAAUAAUAAUGUUCUUGCUUCUUUCUUUGUAAA
Messenger RNA from Ziziphus jujuba (common jujube), 887 nucleotides. RefSeq names its product probable phospholipid hydroperoxide glutathione peroxidase. Gene Ontology annotation, molecular function: glutathione peroxidase activity. Gene Ontology annotation, cellular component: cytosol. The record is from RefSeq and is a predicted model, not a curated record. The transcript is spliced from 6 exons. NCBI's taxonomy places the organism in Eukaryota, Viridiplantae, Streptophyta, Magnoliopsida, Rosales, Rhamnaceae. Gene Ontology annotation, biological process: response to oxidative stress. Bases 81 to 683 code for a protein of 200 amino acids.